UUGAAGACUGUUGAUUCUUCGCCGGAGCAGGACAAAUCAGCUGCUACGUCGCUGGCAAUUUCGAGGGAAUUGGAAAAGGCAAAUCCGGUGGUUCCAGUGGAGGGGAUCCGAUCACCUACGGUGCCGAUGGAGUCGCAGCCCAAAUCACCACUUCCGCUUCCUGUGUUUGAAUUGAAAGAAGGUUCUAAGUCCUCAUGGAAGUUCUGCAAAGAAACCCCUAGGCUGUCACUGGACAGCAGAGCCACUACUGACGCCAAGGGAAGCCUGCAUCCGAGAGAGAUCCGCACAAAUGCAUCCAUUCUAUCACCGGCAAAUGCAGAUAAUGGUGCCGCCGAUGGCCAACAGCACCGGUCUCCUAGUGUCAUUGCCAGACUCAUGGGUCUGGAGCCCCUGUCAAAUUCGUCAAAUCCAGAGCCAGAAAACAAGGCGGAGCUACGAAGAUCUAAUUCGGAAUCGAGAGUUUCUAGAGAUCUCUUUCACUCUCGAUUCCAAACCGAUGGCAAAAAUUUUCACUUAAAACGGCCAAAUCAAUGCCAUUCCAAUGUGCAAGAAAAUCCGGUGUUUGAGACUCCGUGUCAUGCAGAUCCAAUCAAGUACUCAACGAAGAGUGUCAACAAAACUGAACCACCUAAAGAAUUAACCAGAGUGGCGAGUUUAUCUCCAUGGAAAACUCUGACAAACCGCAAAGGCUUCUUCGACUCGACGGACAUUUUUCCGGAGCCAAAGCAGACGAUUUCAAUUGAAGGAGAGAUUGAGAAGAGAUUGAAGAUGAGAGGAAUCGAUGAGCCUUCUAAAGAUUUGGAAACGUUGAAACAAAUCCUUGAGGCCCUGCAACUCAAAGGGCUCCUGCAUUCUAAGAAGUCCACCGAGCAAAAUCAAUUCAGUUACCGGAACCUCGUCUACGAUGAGUCUCCAGUAACGAAGUCUUCGAGAUCAACACCUGUGUAUCGAACCAACCGAAGGCUGGAGAAUGAUACUCCGCCAUCGAGUCACAGAAAUCAAGCGAGGCGAAAUCUCGACCUUGCCGGCGACAGAUUUCCGUCGGUGAGUCCCCGGCGAGAGCACAAUGUAAGAAGUCCAACUAGAGCCACUAGAAAUCCAAGCUCGCCGACGAGGAGUGAGAGUAAUGGAGCUUUGAGGCUUUCAAAUUCACCGGUCAAACCUCGGCCAUUGAGCGUUGAAACUCAUCGGAGAGUGAACGAAUCACCAGAAAACGGAAGAGUCUCUCCCAUUCAGUCACCUAAGCUCACUGCACGGAGAACCGGAACGGAUCCAACGGUCAAGAACCGAUCACCGAGGAACAAGAAACCAUUGGCCGAGAGUCAUCAAAAGGAGAAGAUCACAACCGUUGUUGUUACUGAAGAUGAAUCGUCAUCCAUUUCUGAUAGCAUUGUCAGUGCAUCUUCUCAUACAGAUACAGAGAGGUCAAAAAUGGAGGACUACAAAGAAGGGAGGAGUUUGUUGGAGAGGUGUGAUAAGCUGCUUAACAGUAUAGCAGAAAUUACAACAACUGAUCUACAACCAAGUCCAGUCUCCGUUCUUGACUCGUCAUUCUACAAGGACGAGUCUUCCCCUUCAUCAAUCACAAUGAAAAGAAGCAUCAACUUCAAAGAUCAACGGGGUGAAUCGGAAGAAGAUAUUUGGAGCCCCAGUAUUUCACCAAUUCAGUCGAAAUGCGAAGAUAGAUCAGAAGACGGUGAUUUUGUCUACAUAUCAGACAUCCUCAAAGCAUCCCAUUAUCUCUCUGAGGAGUCUGAUAUUUUUCUGUUACUAGAGAAGCAACAAUAUCUUAAAGGAAAGGACACAUCCAAAGUCUCGAGACUCCAAAGGAAGCUUGUCUUUGACACGAUCACUGAAAUUCUUGGUCGUAACCGACAAUUGCCUCAAUGGAAGGCCAUUUCUUGGCCAAAUUGCUGUAUUGAAAAGCCAUCCCUCGAAAAGAUUUGGUUAGAAUUCCGGACAAUCCAGGAGCGUGAAAGUAGUGAUGACUUAUUAGAUAUCAUAUGUGGUGUUCUAAAGAAAGACCUAGCUAGGGAUGCCAUUAAUGGUUGGGAAGAUUGUCCGGUCGAGAUGUCCGAGGUUGUUUUGGACAUAGAACGACUCGUUUUCAAGGAUUUGAUUGGUGAAACAAUUCAAGAUCUAGCAUCAUUAACCUAUAAAAGCACUUUAUCAUUUAUGUCUAGGAGGAAGUUGGUUUUCUAAGAAAUGCCAUUAAUGGUCACGAAGAUUGUCUAGCCGAACAUCAAACGACCCAUAUUCAAGGAUUUGAUCCACGAAAUGAUCCAAGAUCUCGCAGCAUUUGCAAGGCUUGCUUUUUCUCACAUAUUAGUACUGCUGUUUGCCAGCUUCGAAGAAAACAGUGAGAGAAAUUUGAGAACCUUUUUUUUUUUUUUUUUUUUUCCCUGUUAGUGCAUAUGUGGAGGAAAUCCUGGUUUGUCAUGUGAUUAUAAAUAAUAUAAGCAAUAUUAUUAGUUAUUA
Olea europaea var. sylvestris is the source of this 2478-nucleotide messenger RNA. RefSeq names its product protein LONGIFOLIA 1. Gene Ontology annotation, biological process: regulation of monopolar cell growth. The transcript is spliced from 3 exons. The record is from RefSeq and is a predicted model, not a curated record. NCBI's taxonomy places the organism in Eukaryota, Viridiplantae, Streptophyta, Magnoliopsida, Lamiales, Oleaceae. The coding region runs from base 127 to 2202 and encodes 691 amino acids.